Messenger RNA from Colletotrichum gloeosporioides, 834 nucleotides. RefSeq lists its product as uncharacterized. Lineage: Eukaryota; Fungi; Ascomycota; Sordariomycetes; Glomerellales; Glomerellaceae. Bases 1 to 834 code for a protein of 277 amino acids. The record is from RefSeq and is a predicted model, not a curated record. The transcript has a single exon.
AUGUACAACGAGUAUAGCCUUAUCGACGAGACAACGCGGUCCGACGACUCCAGGGCCCUCUUCGCCAACGCCUAUUCCAUCUGGAACGCUGGCUACGUGCUCAACCGCUACUGCUACCCGACGGAGUACAAGCCAGCCCAUCCGUUCGGCGUACACGGCGGAGAAUGGACGGAUAGCGACGGGGACCUUAGCGCCGCUGUGCUUGUGAACCUCUCAGCGUCGAGCAGAACCGGGAGGAGCUCCACCUGGAACUUCACGCGGAACCGCAAGCCGGGCGUUAAUGGCCCGCUUGCCCUUCUGUGCGCGACGUCGUCGCCCAAAGCUCUGGAGCCUGCGCCACAGGCCCCGUUCGAGGUUAGUUCCGUUAGCUACGAUGGCCUGGCGGCUGGGGAGACCGUUGCGUGGAUCGAAAAGUUCAAGCCGAAGCGUGUCGUGGUUCUUGAUCACGGCGCACCGCUAGCUACUACCGAGCGGUUCGUUGAGGCACUUUCAGAGGCACUGCCUGAGACGCAAACUACGCUAGUCAUGAUCGGAGUUGAACCGAAGAUGGGGACUGCCGAUGAAUUGGUCUCUCUCCUAGGGUCGAAGCGGCAGUCUCGCUCUACUGUUGAGCUCAACACGACAUUCGUCAUCGAUAUCGGAAUCGCUACUGAGGGCGGACAGAAGUUCUUUGAGGAGAAUGAGAAGGCUUUUAAUAGGGCAGUUGAGGAGAAGUAUCUUGGCGACAUUGAGUUGGUCAAAGGCAGUGGAGUUUCUGGAUCUGGUGGGGUUGAAGGAGCGUGGGAGAAUCUCAUUCAGGGGACAUUGGUGCCUAACAAGGCCUGGGUGUACUAA